GAAGGGGAAAGAGCCAUGACCAAAGAUAAUAAUAUCUUGGGGAAAUUUGAAUUGACUGGUAUUCCGCCUGCUCCCAGAGGAGUCCCUCAGAUCGAAGUGACCUUUGACAUUGAUGCCAACGGCAUUCUCAAUGUGUCUGCAGUGGACAAAAGCACCGGAAAGGAGAACAAGAUCACCAUCACUAAUGACAAAGGUCGACUGAGCAAGGAAGACAUUGAGCGCAUGGUGCAAGAAGCAGAACAGUUCAGAUCUGAAGAUGAAGCCCAGAGAGACAAGAUCACUGCCAAAAAUUCUCUUGAGUCUCUUUCCUUCAACAUGAAGAGCACAGUGGAGGACGAGAAGCUCCAAGAAAAGAUCAGUCCUGAGGACAAAAAGACCAUCACAGAUAAGUGUAACGAAGUAAUCGCCUGGCUGGACAGGAACCAGACAGCUGAGAAGGAAGAGUAUGAGCACCAACAGAAAGAGCUGGAGAAAAUUUGCAACCCAAUAAUCUCUAAGCUGUACCAGGGGGGAAUGCCAGGAGGAAUGCCAGGAGGAAUGUCGGGAGGAAUGCCAGGAGGAAUGUCGGGAGGAAUGCCAGGAGGAAUGCCAGGAGGAAUGCCAGGAGGAAUGCCAGGAGGAAUGCCAGGAGGCUUCCCUGGCGGAGCCGGAGCUGGUUCUUCCUCUGGCCCAACCAUUGAGGAAGUCGACUAAAUAUGAGCAAUAAGCACAACAGUUACUUAUCUUAGCUUGAUUACAUGUACUGGCUGUUCAAACCAUGCAUUUUGUGGCAAAUGGGCACACCAUAAAAAUUCAACUUAUAUUUGCUCUACAGCAUUACUCUUAGUGUAAUGAGCUAUUGCUGAAAUAGCAACAGGCUCCUUCUUGCCAGAAAGAGUCUGGGUCUCUGAACUUUGUCCCUUUCAGACAUAAUUGCAAAUCUUUAUAGAGAUGUUUUAGAGGCCAGCACAAAUACGUUUGUACACACCUGUGAAGUAAAUAGUAAAGUAUGUAUGGUUCUCAACACUUUUGGCAAAUGUGAAGCAGACCCCUGAAUUAAAGUUUGCCCAACCAUAUUUCAAUGCAAGAGCUUUUUUGUGAUAUCACUAUUCAAGCUUUGUAAAUUCAGAGACAUUUCAGAUUUUUUUCAGAAGAGCUCAAGCUUGGCUCCAUUGGAUGGACAGUCUUUGUAAACAACAUAUUCUAAUUCUAAUCAGAAGAAAAUCACAAUCACAAUUAAAUUUGACCUAUUCCAUUCAGACACAUGUGCUUUCAUUUAAACCGCUCCAUUUUCAGCUCUGUAUGUAUGUUUCUGGUCAUCGUCUUGCUGUAAAGUGACCUUCAACCCCAGUUUUAAAUUUUACAGGAGUCCUUCCAACAUUGCCUUGUAUUUAAGAACACAAUCCAUCAACUCUGUCCACUUUCCAAUCCCUACAAAGAAAAGCCUCCCCGCUGCACAAACUUACCACCAGCAUCACCAUAAGGCAAAAGGUUGAAUUUUUGGUCUGAUGUGACCAGAGUACCUUCUACCACAUAUUGAACUUGUUGCAAAUUGCACAGACAACUGAGAAAAAAUGUUCACUUUUGAAUAGUCAAACAUUUCAGACAGUCAUUCAGAUGAGUUAAACAGUGAGACAAAACAUGUUUAAAGCUGGUGGCAUUUCUGCUGUCAAAGGCUAAACUCUUGCAAUAAACAUCUACGCAUCUUUA
Messenger RNA from Poeciliopsis prolifica (blackstripe livebearer), 1689 nucleotides. Its product is annotated as heat shock cognate 71 kDa protein-like. Bases 16 to 693 code for a protein of 225 amino acids. Gene Ontology annotation, biological process: cellular response to unfolded protein; vesicle-mediated transport; protein refolding. The record is from RefSeq and is a predicted model, not a curated record. Lineage: Eukaryota; Metazoa; Chordata; Actinopteri; Cyprinodontiformes; Poeciliidae. Gene Ontology annotation, cellular component: cytosol; plasma membrane; cytoplasm. Gene Ontology annotation, molecular function: misfolded protein binding; ATP-dependent protein folding chaperone; ATP binding. The transcript is spliced from 3 exons.